Messenger RNA from Cadophora gregata, 1123 nucleotides. RefSeq lists its product as uncharacterized. The record is from RefSeq and is a predicted model, not a curated record. NCBI's taxonomy places the organism in Eukaryota, Fungi, Ascomycota, Leotiomycetes, Helotiales, Ploettnerulaceae. Gene Ontology annotation, molecular function: actin filament binding. Gene Ontology annotation, biological process: regulation of actin filament polymerization. The transcript has a single exon. Gene Ontology annotation, cellular component: cortical actin cytoskeleton; plasma membrane; actin filament. The coding region runs from base 420 to 860 and encodes 146 amino acids.
CGCCAAUGGAAAGAUCCAAUCCUGACCCCUGGUGGAUCUGACACAAGGUUGUUACGAGUUCUUCACUUCCCUUUGUCUAGUCUGUUACUUGACAUUCUCUCUUUCAAACUGCUCAAUCAAGCAAGCUAAUUCGAAAUAUAUACCGCAGCAGUCCGCAAUCCUCAACAUAUCAACUCAAUUCCACGAAUAUAGAUUGCGGGCUGUAUCUCGUACCAACCCCACCAUCCGUACAACAUCCCAUCCAUACCAAAAAAAAGAGCCACCCCCCCCCACUUCGAUCCGACCCCUCGAAUCCCGCCUUCAACUCCAAUUAACCUCUUCUCACUUCACCAAUUCUCCAAAGCAAACCCCUUCUACCCUUCCAACCUCAUCCAGCACAAUAAACUGCAAUACCACACAACACAUUCCACACACCCACCAUGUCCGGCGCCGACUCCCCCGCCAUCCUCUCCGCCUACGACGCCGUCCGCUCCGACAAAGACCCCACCAACUACCUCAUAAUCUCCUACUCCUCCCCCACCGGCGACGGCCUCACCCUCUCCUCCACCGGCACAGGGGGCCUCGCCGAACUAGCCAGCAAACUCGACCCCUCACAAGCACAAUACGCGUACGUGCGCGUCGAGUACGCCAACGACACGGAGAGCAAGCGCGUGAAAUUCGUGCUGGUGAUUUGGAUUGGGGAGGGCACAAAGGUCAUGCGGAAGGCGAGGGUGAGUAUUGAGAGUGGGGCUGUGAAGAGGGUGUUGGGUCAUCAUAGUAUUCAGGUUGAUGCCAGGGAUAAGGGGGAUUUGGAGGAGGGGGAUAUUGUGGUGAGGUUGAGGAAGGCGGGGGGUGCGGAUUACAAUGGGGGGAGGGGUUAGAGGACCCAAGGGGUUUGAUGUGAGGUAGGCGGAAAGGUGAACAUAGGGAGGAGGAAGUUUGAAGCGUGGGCGUUUGGGAGAGGUGGUUGAUUGGAGCAUUUGCUGGGCGUAGUUGGAUAUGUGAAGCUAGAAAAUCUGUCCACUAGACCACUGCCAUUGGAUAUAUGAAUAUCUUGUGAACCCUCAAUUUCUGUCAAGUAAAUAUUGUUGGGAUCUGGGACUUUGCAUAUUGGCACUACAGUAGAAUCACAUCAUAGACAAAA